Molecule: messenger RNA, 1484 nt
Organism: Williopsis jadinii
Lineage: Eukaryota; Fungi; Ascomycota; Saccharomycetes; Phaffomycetales; Wickerhamomycetaceae
Gene: LYS21
Product: homocitrate synthase LYS21
Exons: 2
Coding region: 117-1484 (455 amino acids)
Cellular component (GO): mitochondrion
Molecular function (GO): homocitrate synthase activity
Source: RefSeq, a predicted model, not a curated record
GGGAAUUACUCACUUGAUGAGGGAAAUUCUUAUAAAUUAAAAAAAAACUUUUCAUCUCUCUUUGUACUACUUCCUAGCCAUUAUUGAUAAAACCAUUAAUCAGCUAGAUUGAAAAGAUGUGCGGAUCUUGUGAAGACGCUAAGGCCAAUGCCGGUCUCCCAGCAAACAAAGAGGAAGUUUUCCAGCAAGUGAUAGAGGCCAAGAAGAAGGGCGGUCCAAUCAACCCAUACGGCCCAAACCCGGCUGACUACUUGUCUAACGUUUCGAAUUUCCAACUUAUCGAGUCCACCCUCAGAGAAGGUGAGCAAUUCGCCAAUGCCUUCUUCACCACCGAGAAGAAGAUUGAGAUCGCCAAGGCUCUUGAUGACUUUGGUGUUGACUACAUUGAGUUGACCUCCCCAGUUGCCUCUGAGCAAUCGAGAGCCGAUUGUGAGGCCAUCUGUAAAUUGGGAUUGAAAGCAAAGAUCCUUACACACAUCAGAUGUCACAUGGAUGACGCCAGAGUUGCUGUGGAAACUGGUGUUGAUGGUGUCGACGUUGUCAUCGGUACCUCUCAGUUCUUGAGACAAUACUCCCACGGUAAGGACAUGAACUACAUCGCUAAGUCUGCCAUUGAAGUUAUUGAAUUCGUCAAGUCUAAAGGUAUCGAAAUCAGAUUCUCUUCUGAGGACUCUUUCAGAUCUGACAUUGUCGAUCUGCUCAACAUUUACAGAACCGUUGACAAGAUUGGUGUGAACAGAGUUGGUAUCGCUGAUACCGUCGGUUGUGCUAACCCAAGACAAGUUUACGAUUUGGUGCGUACUUUGAAAUCCGUCGUGCACUGUGACAUUGAAACACAUUUCCACAAUGAUACCGGUUGUGCCAUUGCUAACGCUUACACUGCUUUGGAGGCUGGUGCAAGAUUGAUCGAUGUCUCUGUUUUGGGUAUUGGUGAGAGAAACGGUAUCACUCCAUUGGGUGGUUUGAUGGCUAGAAUGAUUGCUGCUGAUCGUGACUACGUCUUGUCCAAAUACAAAUUGCACAAAUUGCGUGACUUGGAGAACUUGGUUGCCGAUGCCGUUCAAGUGAAUAUUCCUUUCAACAACCCAAUCACUGGUUUCUGUGCCUUCACCCACAAGGCUGGUAUCCACGCAAAGGCUAUCUUGGCCAACCCAUCCACAUACGAGAUCUUGAACCCAUCAGAUUUCGGUUUGUCCAGAUACAUUCACUUUGCCAACAGAUUGACUGGUUGGAACGCUAUCAAAUCGAGAGUUGACCAACUCAACUUGCACUUGACUGACGACCAAUGUAAAGAUGUCACUGCUAAGAUCAAAAGACUUGGUGACGUUCGUCAACUGAGUAUUGACGAUGUCGAUUCCAUCAUUAGAGACUUCCACGCUGAGGUUUCCACCCCACUUGUGAGACCAUCUGAAGGCUCUGCUCUUGAAGAGGAUGUUUCCAUCAACGAAGGUCCAGAAACUAAGAAGCAAAAAAUCGAGAACUAA